AUGAUACACCGGCGACGGAGGUGGGGGUGGCGGGGACUUGUAUCGGUAAGGGGGGUGCUUCACAUGGGUCGGUGGAGGCGGGGGGAGGUGCCAGGGAUGGUGGUGGCGGUGGCGGUGAGGCGGAGGUGGCGGGGACUUGUAGACAUAAUAAGGAGAGGCUGUGGCGAGGCACAGUAA
Messenger RNA from Spirodela intermedia, 177 nucleotides. The record is from the annotation of a GenBank genome assembly. Lineage: Eukaryota; Viridiplantae; Streptophyta; Magnoliopsida; Alismatales; Araceae.